AUGUUCAAAACGCAAACACGAAGUAAGAGAUAUGAACAACUGGUUGAAAAGACAUUGGCGCUAUUUGAUUCAUUAGAAGAAUGGGCCGAUUAUAUUGCAUUCCUAUCCAAGUUACAAAAGAACUUACAGUCGUAUAUUGACUCGGAUGCGGAUGGAGUGGUGGGUGAAGAUGACCAGCAAUUUUUUGUUCCCCAUACAAGACAGGUUUCUUACCGAUUGGCCCUAUGUCUUUCCCCUACAUUACCCAAUGGGGUCCAUCAGAAGGCACUUAACAUAUACGAAUUUAUAUUUGACAACUUGUCAUUGCAACAAAUCAAUUCCGAGGUCAGUCUAUGGUUGCCUGGUCUCCUUCCACUAAUCUCAUAUUCAUCAAUCCAGAUCAAACCUCAACAGAUAAAAAUCUUGAAGUCAGUGAUUCUAGAUAAAUUAACACGUGAGACUUUGGGUAAAUUGAUCAAACCGUUGGUGCUAUGGCUUCUAUCAGGAUUGGAGGAUACCAAUUCUGAAGUGUUUGAAGAUGUUCAUUCGUUAAUGGUGGCAUUCAAAUCCAAACUUCAAGAUGACUCCCAAUUUUGGCAUUGCACUUUUCUCUGUAUUAUAACCACUCCUGAACGAAGACUUGGAGCAUUACAUUGGUGCGAACGCAAUUUGCCUGAGUUUACAAAUACAAAAGAUGAACAAGGCAAUCCUCUUUUUUCUCAAGAGGCACAGCAUUGUAUGAAACCCGAGGCUGGCUUACUCAUUAGAACAUUUGCGACUGUUAUCGGGUCGUCAUCGCUUCUGUCAGAUAUUUUGGUAACUCGCGGAUUCUUUGAUUUAUUAUUGUCGCGCAUUCCGUUGGAUAGUGCCAUAUUUGAUAACAAAGUUGAUUCAAAGGACAAAGAUCUAUUGAUUAUGUCAUGUUGCAAAAUUACUUUGAAUAAAGAUGUCAGUUUGAACAGGAGAGUUUUGAACUAUUUUUUGGGACCCGAUAUCGACAGUGAUAGUGAAUCACGCAGAGAGUAUUUCAGAAAGAAUGCAAAGGUUUCAUUGAGUCAAGGUCUUGUACAAAUGGGAACAUCCGAGUCAAAAAAGGAGCAAAUUGAUGCGUUGAAAAUGUCAUUCUAUUUGAUUAUGGAUAAGUGGGAGAUAAAUUACGAAUUAACACCAGAGUUGUUUGCUCCUUUUCUUUAUCACUGCUUUGACAAGCGUCAUGACCAAGAUAUAGUGAGAACGGCCAUGCACUUUUUUGACGAAACUGAGUCAGGCUUUAUUUGGAAUGAAGUUUUCAAGCUGAUUGUACAAGGUGGAAGUUUAAAUCUCGACAUCACCGAAUUUAUUAUCAAACACUUUCAUUUAAAUGAGGAUGAAAAUGUUGGCAAAAUUGCUCCGUUAGUAUUGGCUUGCCUUUUGGAUAGUGUGGGGAUAAAUGCCCAGAAAUUGGAACUCGUUGAAAUUGUGUUUGGGUACAUUCAGUGGGGAGAAUUGAGCAACAUUGACUUUGACACUAGUUUUUCCAGCACCCAUGUACUCGAUUCAGUCACACAAUGGACCAAACAAGAUACAAGCUACGACUUGGACUCUCUUCCGUAUUCUCCAGAGGAAUUGACCUCAUACACUUUCACGCAAUUGGAAACGCUACAUCUCGAUGAUUCCUUGGAUUUGACCUUGAGUACUAGGAUUGGGAAACUUUUAAUCCGUUUAUUUGAUGCAAUUGAAAAUGAUGAUGCAAAGCAAGUAAUAGCGGAAAAAUUAAUUUCGAAAUGGUUGAAAGACUCAACCAAUCUUCUGGACACUGGAAUUAUAUCCGCUGCUUUGAUUAGAGUGGACAUGCUCAAUCAUUUAUCCAAAUUCAUCAGCGCGUUUCAAAAAGAAAAAUACUUGAAAUUUAUAUUAUCGGGCUUAUGGCAAGCAGUUGUAUCAUCUUAUCCUGCAAAUCAUCAAGUCGAGGCUGUGAAAAGCAUAUUCGAGUUGAAGUUUACUUUUUCCAUGAACAAGAUUGAAGGAGGUGUGCUGGAAUUAUUUUUGACGUUACCGUUUGGCAAGCAAAUUGUUGCCUUUGAAACAUUGUAUGUUCAUUCCUCGGGAACCGAUGAGGCAGAGAAUAUCUUGAGCCGUUUAUUCCAAGCAAUUUUGGAUGUAUCGACUGAUAAUGGAGGUCAAUGGAAAAAGGUCGUCCUGGAUUUGAUUAGUCGUCUAAUUGGCAACGGCAAGCCACAAAGAUUGCUCAAUUUAUGCUUCAGUCCAUUGACGCAAUAUGCUCUCUUGGAUCAUGGACGUUUCAAAUGUGAACCCAAUGCUGAUGGAAAUCAAUAUGCUUAUGAUUUAAAACAAGUUUUGUCUUUGUUGAAUUUCGAUCUGAAAAGUAUCAGAACUCACAUCAGCAACGCCCAAUUUGUUGUUCCAGAUGUGGCACGUGAUUACCAUGAACACAGUGUACACUACACAUACAAAAAGUAUUUGAUUCUUCUUGUAAAGGAAAAUAUAAGACUGAUUACUACAGAGGACAAGCUCAGGUAUCACGAAAAUGACUAUAGUAUUAUAGCCGAUUUGAGCUUGAAGAUCUAUAUGAAAAUAAUAACGGGAAACGAAAAGACAUUUGAAACCUUAUUUGAAGAUUUGCUUCUUGACACAUUGAAUCAUAUCAACGCGCUGCAAAGGCAUGCUGUAUCAGAAUCGACAAUUGGCAACUUUUUGCUGUGCAUUUUCCAUUUUCUUGAGCGAGCAUCAGGGGCAAAUGCGAAAUUGAACUUGCUACAUGUUCACGAACAAGAAAAAGGUCCCAUUUUGGUAAAUUUGAUCCAAGCAGGUUUGACGCAAUGCAAAUCGCCGAGUAUACUUGAAAAGUAUAUGGAUUUAGUGAUCAAAUUGGCGUAUCUUUUUGGUGACUCGAUCUUUAGCAUCCUACUCACAUUGACCGAAACAAUUGUUUUGAAAAUCAAUACGUUAUUCAAUCGUUUCCUCAACUGGGAUGAUUUCCCAUCGAAUGAAAAUUUUGAUAACUCCAUGAGUAUACUUUUUGAUGGAUUAGAAAACUUUUUAACGGUUUGUCAUGGUUAUUUGAUGCACUCAAAUGUCAAACUACAAAUUCAAUCGCAAACAAAUAAAGAUUCAAACAACAAUGGAUUUUUGAACAGUGUUAUGCUGGGUGUUUUCCAAAUUGAGUCACCCUCUACCAAAGAUAAUGAACAGAAUAAGCAUUACUCCACCCUUAUUGCCUUUCACGAUGCGACAAAGGUCAGUUUCAAAAUUUGGGAUUGGGCUGACUCGAAAACCGAUGUACCUGCUACCAUCACCACGUAUUCUAAUCGAUCAUUAACAUUUAUUUCUCAUAAGCUCAAGUUCAAAACUAAAACGUUUUUGGACAGAUUGAUCGAAUUGGAAAGACAGGAAAUCGUCAGUACGUUGAUCACUUCCCAUAAACAAUUAACGAGUGUGUUGAAAAUUCUCAAUAUUUUGGAUAAUGGCCGAUCGCAAGUGACUUUGCCUUAUAUAUUCAAUUAUUUGAAGAUGAAAUUCAAUCCUCAAUCAUUUUUGGACACUGAUAAGACCUAUGUUGAGUCAGAUGUGGAUACGAAGGAGCUAUCUAGAUUCCUAGUGGCGUUUUAUGACUUUAUGGAUUCAGAUACAGUUUUCGAUACUUGGCAUCAAACGUUGGAGUUUUUGGAUACAAUGACAUCGCAGAUAGUUCAUUUCGAAGCUAUUGUUCCAGCUGCGUUGCAAAUCUGUAACGUAUUGUCGAUUAAAGCAAGUAGCACAAGAAAUCGAGAAUUACCAAAGAAUAAGAAGUUGCUAUCUGAUGGUUUUACCAAACUUUUCAAUCAGUAUGUCAACCACUACACACUUAGAAAAACAAAAUCUGCUGAUGCUAAUGAUGUUGUUGUAUCUGAACAGCAUUUCACUGAUGCUUUGACCGGAGUGAUACCUCUAUUGGAUGAAAUAUAUCGAGAUUCCGAAAAGACAAAUCAAACUGUUGGGUUCAUAAUCAAUAGUGUCAUCUUAUUCUCAAAUAAGAAAAAGCAAUCUCACUUGAGUGACACUUUGCUUCACUUGUUAUUGCUCCUUGGUCAACAUUACCCUAUACGUAUCUGGAGAACAGCAGUGGCAGAUUUGUUCAAUGAUGGAAAUUUCUUCACCACCAAAGCAUGCUCAGCUGAUAAAUGGAUGGAAAUUGUUCGAAUUUGGAUCGAACACGAUAAGGACAGGUUCGAUGACAAGGUCGCCAAGAUUGCGUCUUCGUCGACUACUUCUCCUGCAGGAACAUUGUUCAACUGGAAUGAAGAAUCAGAAAUUGAAGCCAAAAUCAAUGUUCUCAAGCAAUUGACCUAUCUCAUUCUUAUACAACCCCAUGAUUACUUCGCCAACAAGACGAAUCAGUUGUUUGACAAACUAGACCAGUUGCUAAGUUUGAAUACUUGUCCCACGUCAGUUCGAAUUGAAAUCAGCACAUUGCUUCGAGCUCUUGUUUUGAAAAUUAGUGAUGUUCAUUUGACUCCUCACUGGGCGUUGAUUAUUCAUGAAUUGUUACAGAUUUUUGAUUUGAUUUCCAGUCCGCCCAAGUCACCAAAGGAAUUAAUAUCGAUGACUCCUCAAACUUUACAGUUGAUAUUAUUCGCUUCGAAAUUGCUUGAUGAGUUGUUGAUUAUCGAUCCUGACGGGUUCAAUUUAAACUCGUGGUUGUUCAUAAGUAUUGAUUUUGAAAACAAAGACACGCAAACUAAUCUGAUUAUAGAUUUGAUUUCCCGGAAUAAUGAUUUUACCUUUUUGAAGAAUGAUGCAAUUAAGCUCAAGCACGGAUAUUUGACAGAUGAGUAUCUCUAUCCAUUAUUAGAGGGAGUGAGACAUAUUUCCCUGAUUACGCAAUUGCGAUUGUUUUUCGAUUCCUUGAGCAUGAUUCAUUACGAACGAACUUAUAGCUUAAAGCCCGUCAACUACACCGCCUGCCAGAAAGACAUCAUACAGGAUUUGAUAACCAUGAACCAAAACUAA
Molecule: messenger RNA, 4968 nt
Organism: Lodderomyces theae
Lineage: Eukaryota; Fungi; Ascomycota; Pichiomycetes; Serinales; Debaryomycetaceae
Exons: 1
Coding region: 1-4968 (1655 amino acids)
Biological process (GO): Golgi to endosome transport
Cellular component (GO): trans-Golgi network; endosome
Source: RefSeq, a predicted model, not a curated record